Knipowitschia caucasica is the source of this 1158-nucleotide messenger RNA. Lineage: Eukaryota; Metazoa; Chordata; Actinopteri; Gobiiformes; Gobiidae. The record is from the annotation of a GenBank genome assembly.
AUGGAUUUCCAAAGCACCGUUAGUGGCCCCGGUUUUGUCGCAGCACGUCCCAGUCCCACGUCUCUGCAGCAGAAACGAAAGCUGAGAAAAGAAAAGGCUUUUGGGGAUGAAAGGCCUCUCCCCGCGAGCAGGAUCAACCUCACAGAGCACCCCAGGACCCCCACACAGCACCCCAAGACCUACAUACAGCACCCCAAGACCUACAUACAGCACCCCAAGACCUACAUACAGCACCCCAAGACUCACAUACAGCACCUCAAGACCUACAUACAGCACCCCAAGACCUACAUACAGCACCCCAAGACUCACAUACAGCACCUCAAGACCUACAUACAGCACCCCAAGACCUACAUACAGCACCCCAAGACCUACAUACAGCACCCCAAGACCUACAUACAGCACCCCAAGACCUACAUACAGCACCCCAAGACCUACAUACAGCACCCCAAGACCCACAUACAGCACCCCAAGACCCACAUACAGCAACCCAAGACCUACAUUCAGCACCCCAGGACCCCCACACAGCACCCCAAGACCCACAUACAGCACCCCAAGACCUACAUACAGCACCCCAAGACCUACAUACAGCACCUCAAGACUCACAUACAGCACCCCAAGACCUACAUACAGCACCCCAAGACCUACAUACAGCACCCCAAUACCUACAUACAGCACCCCAAGACCCACAUACAGCACCUCAAGACCUACAUACAGCACCCCAAGACCCACAUACAGCAACCCAAGACCUACAUUCAGCACCCCAGGACCCCCACACAGCACCCCAAGACCCACAUACAGCACCCCAAGACCUACAUACAGCACCCCAGGACCCACAUACAGCACCUCAAGACCUACAUACAGCACCCCAAGACCUACAUACAGCACCCCAAUACCUACAACAGCACCCCAAGACCCACAUACAGCACCUCAAGACCUACAUACAGCACCCCAAGACCCACAUACAGCAACCCAAGACCUACAUUCAGCACCCCAGGACCCCCACACAGCACCCCAAGACCCACAUACAGCACCCCAAGACCUACAUACAGCACCCCAGGACCCACAUACAGCACCUCAAGACCUACAUACAGCACCCCAAGACCUACAUACAGCACCCCUGGACCCCCACAGAGCACCCCAGGACCUACAUCAGUCUGA